Molecule: messenger RNA, 1847 nt
Organism: Colias croceus (clouded yellow)
Lineage: Eukaryota; Metazoa; Arthropoda; Insecta; Lepidoptera; Pieridae
Product: facilitated trehalose transporter Tret1-like
Exons: 9
Coding region: 1-1824 (607 amino acids)
Biological process (GO): transmembrane transport
Cellular component (GO): membrane
Molecular function (GO): transmembrane transporter activity
Source: RefSeq, a predicted model, not a curated record
AUGGGACCAGGGAGGGAGAGGGAGAGGGAGAGGGAGAGGGAGAAGGAGAGGGAGAGGGAGAGGGAGAGGGAGAGGGAGAGGGAGAGGGAGAGGGAGAGGGAGAGGGAGAGGGAGAGGGAGAGGGAGAGGGAGAGGGAGAGGGAGAGGGAGAGGGAGAGGGAGAGGGAGAGGGAGAGGGAGAGGGAGAGGGAGAGGGAGAGGGAGAGGGAGAGGGAGAGGGAGAGGGAGAGGGAGAGGGAGAGGGAGAGGGAGAGGGAGAGGGAGAGGGAGAGGGAGAGGGAGAGGGAGAGGGAGAGAGAGAGGGAGAGGGAGAGGGAGAGGGAGAGGGAGAGGGAGAGGGAGAGGGAGAGGGAUAGGGAGAGGGAGAGGGAGAGGGAGAGGGAGAGGGAGAGGGAGAGAGAGAGGGAGAGGGAGAGGGAGAGGGAGAGGGAGAGGGAGAGGGAGAGGGAGAGGGAGAGGGAGAGGGAGAGGGAGAGGGAGAGGGUCUCUGUGUUGAUUAUAAUCUACGGCUUUAACAUAGGCCAAAUCGUGGUCGGCUAUAGUGUCGGGUGGUCUGCACCCAUCAUACCAAAACUUCAAAACACUACUGACAAUCCUUUGGAAGAACCAAUAUCAGAUCUCGAAGCCUCAUGGGUCGGGUCUUUACUGUAUAUUGGCGCUAUGGUGGGGCCAUACAUAACGGGAAUAUUAUCAAACCUAAUUGGCAGAAAGCCAUGUUUGUUAAUCGGAGGAUUCCUCAACAUAAUAUCAUAUAUCCUUGUGAUAACAACCAAGAAUAUUACAAUGGUAUAUACUUUGAGGAUUAUAAGUGGCUCAGGCAUGGGUGUAACCACGGUUGGAAAUAUUGUGUAUGUUGGCGAGAUAGCGUCCACACACAUACGAGGGAUUCUCUUGACAUCCACAUCAAUAGUGGGUAUUUCAGGCACGCUCCUGGUGUAUUCUGUGGUACCUUUUGUGUCGUAUGUGGCAACAGGGUAUAUGGCUUUGGGGAUUUCUUUAAUACACAUAAUUGGUAUUUUGUUCAUACCUGAGUCACCUGUUUACUUGGCUAUGAAAGGUGACACUAUAAAAGCAGCCAAGACACUUAACCGACUUGGUAGAUCUGGGGAUGUAGAUAAAACGUUAGAAACAUUUUCACAAACAAAAGGAUCUGAAACAACGAAAAUACAAGAUUGGACUGAGAUAUUUACUUUUAAAUCGAAUAGAAUGUCUCUGUUUUUAACAUUCACGUUAGGAGCUUUUCAACAAACAAGUGGUGUAGCCGUAGUAUUAUUCUUUGCUACAACUAUAUUCAAACUUGCUGGCUCGUCAAUAGAGCCGCAAAUAGCAACAAUUAUUAUUGGUGUCACUAGAUUGGUUUCCAGUUUAAUAGCACCUACGUUUAUUGAUAGAUCUGGGAGGAAGAUACUGUUGAUGAUGUCUAUGGUUGCGUGUGCUCUUAGUUUGUCGGUGCUUGGUUUAUAUUUCUAUCUGGACAGGGUGAAGAGUCCAGUUCUGGCGAGUAUCGGAUGGUUGCCGAUGGUGGCCCUCAUUGUUUACUUCUUCUGUUAUGAAGCGGGAUUCGGCACGAUCCCCAACGCGAUAGUAGGUGAAAUGUUCAGGCCAAACGUUCGCUCGAACGGGUCAGCACUUGCCAUAACACUAACCUGGCUUGUCGGCUUCGCUCUGACCACCAGCUUCAAUUCCAUGGUCGAGACCCUGGGCGGUGACGUCACAUUCUGGCUGUUUGGCGGCUGCUGUAUUCUGGCUUUUCUGUUCACAUUCUUCUGUCUGCCAGAAACUAAGGGGAAAACUUUGAACGAAAUACAGGAGAUGUUGAGCUAGUGUCGAAUAAAUUGUUUUUAGGU